This is a messenger RNA of Meloidogyne enterolobii, 2622 nucleotides long. NCBI's taxonomy places the organism in Eukaryota, Metazoa, Nematoda, Chromadorea, Rhabditida, Meloidogynidae. The record is from the annotation of a GenBank genome assembly.
UAAUAGAGGGUCAGGUUCUAAUCUCAUCUUUGGUUUUAGAUUUUAUUUCCUAGUUACCUUCUUUUUCCAAUUUUCCCCAACCUCAACACAAUUAAUUAUUAAAAUUUACACCUUUUUUCGAACAUUUUCUUCUCUCAUUGAUUAUCCCCUUUUUUACCUUAAAAAUAAAAAAAUACUUUCUGCCAUUCGCGUGUGGGAAUAAAUAAGCCUCUGUCCAACUUUUUUUUUAAAGUUGUACUCUCACUAAUUUAGUUAUGCGUGAGGCAGGCUUAAGAGCCUUCCUUUUUUUAUUUACUUCUUCAUUAAAGUGUAAAAGCUGCUUUUAUUAUGUUUAUUUUUUAACAUAUUUUUCUUUUUAAUUUUUUAAGUAAAUGAAAAUAAAUGUAAAUUAUGAGCACACUAAAUAAUUGUAAUUUUUCACAAAAUUCGUUGACCUCUACAACACCUAAAAGAAGACCACCUUUGGCGUUGCUUAAAAGAGGAACAAGUAUAGCUCCCUCUCCAGAACUCAAUUCAGCAUCUUCAAGUCGCGAAAAUGCGUUCUCGUUUCAUCAAAAUCCAAGAACUUGUAUUCUUUUUGCGAAAAAUAAUAUUUCUGUGUAUUUUGGAGGAAGAGAGCAACAAGGUUAUCUUACACUUCAACAAGACAUUAAUGGAAUUCUAACGCUUAAAUGGGCACCGAAUGCUUUACUUCAUUCUGACACAAACCAACACAACACUUUUACAUCGAAAACUUGUUUUGAACUCAAUUCUUAUAGUCAUCAAACUCCUUUUUCGAUAAGAAUGGAGACGAUUACACACAUUCAUUUACAUCAAAAAAAAGAAUCAAUUUCCUUCUAUGUUGUUGUUUUGGUUGAUUCUGAUGGGGUUGAACAAAUAUCAUUUCGUUUUGGACACAAACGACAAUGCCUAACUUUUCUGUUUGCUGUGGAAAAUGGGCUGGCGCCGCUUUUUCGUAUUCAGCCUCCGUUGGAGACGAUUAAAGGAAUUGAAGAUGAAUCUUCAACAAAUAUCAAAAAUACAACAGAAGAUAAAUCCAAUUGCAAGGAAACUAGUGUUGGUCUAAUUUUCAGUAUCGUUUCUUUUGCUUCUACAAUAGGUCCAGCAAUUGUUGUUCCGUCGUUUAAUUUGACUAAAGCACCUUUUAAAAUGAUGAGUGAGAGAUCUACAAGUAGAGAAAAUUCAAAAGAUGAUGAUGGGCAGGCUGUUAGAUCAUCUUUGGUUAACGCAACAAAAGCAAUGAAAACACAAAUUUUAAGUCGAGCAUUUAAUGGUUGGUUAUCUUAUUGUCGACAUAUGAGAAUAAUUUCAACUCGUUUGGCAAAUAUUGUAUAUGAAAUUGAAAGUUGUGGAAAUGAAGGAGAAGAAAAUGGAAUUGACGGGGAAUUAAUGCCUGUAACUGAAACAUUUUGGAAAUUGUGUAGAAUGGAGAAAUCGAUUCCUCUUUACAAACAAUUUUUGACUCGUGUCUAUUUUUGUGGAAUAGAAAAUGAUUUUCUUCGUGCUCAAUCUUGGCCUUAUUUAUUAAGAAUUGUUGAAUGGCAUGAAGAUUUGGAUAAAAAUAAAAUUGAUUUUUUGAAAAAAGAAUAUGAAAAGGAUUCCAAUGAAUGGAUGGAAAUUGAAAAGAAUUUUCUUUCAAAUUCUUUACAAAAAAAUGAAUAUUCUCGUCAAAAUUCAGAAAUUAUAACAACAACUACAACAGAAUUUUCAAUUCAAAAAGAUUAUUUUCCUUCUUCAACACGUUCAGAAUCAACAAAUUCUGAUGUUUUUGAAGAUUUGGAUGUUGUUGAUUUUGAUGAAAAUGAAUUGACUAAUUCAGAAAAUGUUUGUUUUGUAAAUUUUAUUUUUAAAUUUUUUUUUCAGUUAUUAGCUAAAGAAUUAAUGGCAAAUUUAAUACGUGUUCAAAAGGACGUUGAUCGUUGUGAUAGAAUUACUCGUUUUUAUUCAAAAAUGGAAAAUUUAAUUAUUUUACGUAAAAUAAUGGUUACUUACAUUUAUCGACGUUUAAAAAUUGAUAUAAACGAUGGGUAUGUUCAAGGAAUGUGCGAUGUUUUGGCCCCUUUAUUAGCUUUAUUUGUUGAUGAAUCGUUAACUCUUGCUUGUUUUGAACGUUUAAUGUUGAGAAGAAUGGCUAAAAAUUUUCCUCAAUGCAAACAUAAUAAUGAAAUGGAUGAAAAUUUGAAUCAUUUUCGUUAUUUAGUAGAAGUAAUGGAUCCAGAAUUGUAUUCUCAAUUAAUGCGAAAUGUUGAUUAUUCUUUUGUUGUUUUUUAUCGUUGGCUUUUACUCGAUUUUAAGAGAGGUUUUUUUAAUUUUAAGAGAAAAUGGAAAGAAAUUCUUUUUUUAGAAUUACAAUAUUCUGAUGUUUUUCAACUUUGGGAAGUUAUUUGGUCUGCAGAAGUUCUUUGUUCUCGCCAUUUUGGUCUAUUUUUUGGUUUGGCUUUGUUAACACAAUACAGGGAAAUUUUAAUUGAAAAUGAUAUGGAUUUUACUGAUGUUAUAAAAUUUUUCAAUGAGAUGGCUGAGAAACACAAUGUCCAAGAACUUUUAAUCAUAUCCCGUGAAAAAUUAAGAUCAUUCCAAGAAAUUAUACGAGAUCUCAACAAAUCUAAUGAAACUACUUAA